Penicillium macrosclerotiorum is the source of this 339-nucleotide messenger RNA. RefSeq lists its product as uncharacterized. Lineage: Eukaryota; Fungi; Ascomycota; Eurotiomycetes; Eurotiales; Aspergillaceae. The transcript has a single exon. Bases 1 to 339 code for a protein of 112 amino acids. The record is from RefSeq and is a predicted model, not a curated record.
AUGUUCGGUCGCCGUCAUCGCCCAACCACCACUACCACUCGGGAGAGCAAGCCCUCCUUGAUGACCCGACUAAAGGGCCCUAAUGCCCGCACCAGAACUAUCAAGACCAAGACUACGACCACCCGCCAUGGCCCCUCAUCACAUCACCAUAGCACCAAGCGUCAUUGGGGUAAUUCUUCACCUCGACAUCACCACAAGCGCAAAGUGACUAUGGGUGACAAAGUGUCGGGCGCUAUGCUGAAGUUGAAGGGUAGUCUUACUCGCCGGCCUGGAGUCAAGGUAAAUGUUAUUGAAUCCCAAAAGGACCGACAACGCAAAGAUACUAAUUUUGAUGCAUAG